CUCAGGUAUACGCAUGGAUCCGGAGGAGGAGAGCGCCGUAUCGUUACGGCAUCAGAACGAUCAGCUACGGCAAGAGAACGACUACCUGAAGCUGACGCUGGAUCUGCUGCGGGAGAAUCACACCCUCCGGUCCAAACUUUACUGCACCGACCGGUCCACUGACCACGGUCCGCCAGGAAAGGUCAGCUCGGUGACCUGGGAGGACUCUCUGGACGACGGCCUCUUCACCGCCGACCUCCUGAAGGCCCCGCACAGAACCUCGUCUCCCACGGCGACCAGCGCAGGCAGGAAGUCCACGCUGAAGAGCGCUCGCCUGGACGACCAGCAGGAGGAGGACCACCUGCUACAGGUCAAAGAUCCAGAGCGGCUGGUGGGUGAGAUAGCGUUCCAGCUGGACAGGAGGAUUCUGGGUAACGUGUUCCAGGAGCAGCACCGUCUCUACGGCUACACAGUGGCCAACAUCCCCGACAAGAUCACUCAGGUGUGUACCCACCCCGUGAGCGCUAAGCUGGACGAGGCUCGGCGGGCGGUUCUGAUUGAGCGGUACCGCGGGCUGCUGGAGCGUUUGGGUCGGUUCGGCUACAGCGCGGGACACCACGCCCCCUUCGCGGAGUUCCUGGUGAACACCUACGGAAUCCUGCGGCAGCGGCCGGACCCUCGCGACCACGCCGCCGCCCCCCCGCACGGCGGCGGUUGCCACGGCAACCCGGAGUUCCUGCGACGCCUGGUGGUCAACACUCUGCCGUCCACCCUGCUGAAGGACGCGCUGCUGCUGCACACAUGCCUCUGCUACCUGGCCGAGCAGGACGGGAAGCCCCUCUUCCUGUGGUAGACACGCCCCUUCCUGCUGUAGACACGCCUCUUCCUGCUAUAUACACCCCUCUUC
Sardina pilchardus (European sardine) is the source of this 886-nucleotide messenger RNA. RefSeq names its product speriolin-like protein. The record is from RefSeq and is a predicted model, not a curated record. The transcript is spliced from 4 exons. NCBI's taxonomy places the organism in Eukaryota, Metazoa, Chordata, Actinopteri, Clupeiformes, Clupeidae. Gene Ontology annotation, cellular component: centrosome. The coding region runs from base 14 to 832 and encodes 272 amino acids.